Molecule: messenger RNA, 1107 nt
Organism: Pseudomyrmex gracilis
Lineage: Eukaryota; Metazoa; Arthropoda; Insecta; Hymenoptera; Formicidae
Product: calcium load-activated calcium channel
Exons: 4
Coding region: 345-896 (183 amino acids)
Biological process (GO): endoplasmic reticulum calcium ion homeostasis
Cellular component (GO): endoplasmic reticulum membrane; cytoplasm; endoplasmic reticulum
Molecular function (GO): calcium channel activity
Source: RefSeq, a predicted model, not a curated record
ACCUAACCUGUGAGGAAAAAUCGACAAGUGUCUCUCGACGAGACCUUGAAACACAGAAAAUUUAUAUUUGGUACAUGUGCGAGUCCGUGACACAUUCGGUGCGCGAUACACGGCGCGUUGUUUUAUUACACCAAAUUGCAAAGCUCUCGUUAAUUAAUUUAUUCCGCUAGCUUCGAUCUCACUUGUGUUACGCGAUAUUUUGUCUCAAGCCAAAGAAAAAGAAGUAGCUCGCAGCAAAACACCGAUUUUUAUUUUUGGUUAAGUUCUCGUAAUGUGAUAAAUUUGCAAACUCACGAGAAGAGCGAUUUUUUGAAAAACUGCAUGCGUUUAAAAACCUGGCAAACAUGUGGGCGGACACUAUUCUAAUUUUGUUUAUCAGCAUAUGCACGGCGUUAUUGGGCGAAGGAUUGACAUGGUUAAUGGUGUACAGAACCGAAAAGUAUCAGAAGUUAAAGGCCGAGGUUGAGAAACAGAGUAAAAAAUUGGAGAAGAGAAAAGAAGCGCAUGGCGAUUCGUUGGAUAAGCAGCAAAAGAAAAAAAUCGAACGAGAGGAGGAAAGAUUGAAGAAUAACAAUCGAGAUCUGUCCCUCGUGAAAAUGAAGUCGAUGUUCGCCAUUGGAUUUGCGUUCACGGCACUUUUGAGCAUGUUCAACAACAUAUUUGACGGACGAGUUGUCGCCAGAUUGCCGUUUGUUCCCAUCAGUUGGAUACAGGGUCUGUCGCACAGAAACUUGCCGGGCAACGAUUACACGGAAUGCUCCUUCAUAUUUUUGUACAUAUUAUGUACCAUGAGUAUCAGACAGAACAUACAGAAAAUGCUCGGUUUCGCACCAUCCAGAACGGCGAGCAAGCAGAGUGGCAGCAUCUUCGGACCUCCACCUCAACAAUUUAAAUAAACAAAUCACGUCAUUGUAGAUAUGUACACUUCCUGCUCAAUUAUGAACAUGUUUACUUAUAUUUAAUUGAUCUUUACAAACUUUUAUCCAAAUACCUUGUAUCUUACAUUGCAUUCUCUGUUUUUAAAAGACAUUUCCAGAUUUUCAACACAUGUGCGUGUGUAUCUUUUUCCUACUACUUAAAUAUAAAAUAUAUAUAUAUACACACAUA